AUGAAUUUUUUUUCAGAUGGUGGACGAAGCAGUAAAUUCAAUCCAGAUGUAUUAAAAGAAUGUGACAUGAAUGGAGAUUUAAUAUCAAUUUGGUGUGUGAGUGGUUAUAAACCUGAUGAGGCCAUUUGUACAUUUUGCAAUGUCGCAAUUUCCUGCAAACAUCAUGGAUCUGCAGCAGUCAAACGACACUCAAAAACCGCUCGGCAUGUUACUGAGUGCGAAAAGCACCGUGACAAGGAUGGUGUACUGAAAAAAACAACGCAAACAAGAAUCAACUACACUAAUUCAAGAGGAAUAGAGUGUGAAAUGAGUCACGGUGAAAAAGUUUCAGCUGCUGAAAUACAGUUUGUUGUUUCCUUGGCUGAUAAAGGCAUACCAUAUACCUUUUCUGACACAGCCACAAUGCUGUUUCCUCAAAUGUUUACGGAUUCUAAGAUAGCUAAGGACUUUACUUGCUCCAGAACCAAAGCUUCUUAUUUAAUUUCAGAUGGUCUCGGUCCUUAUUUUAAAGACCAACUUUUAAAUGAGAUUAGAAGCUCUGGAUCGUACUAUUCCAUUAUAGUAGAUGAAACACCUUUACCAGAGAAACGCUUGCAGCAGAUGGAUGUUUUUGUUCGUUUUUACAGCAAUAUAAGUGAACGAGUAAUUGCGCAGCACUUGCAAAGUUUCCAUAUAGGCCACGGAACUGCCGAUGUUAUGUUUCAGUGCGUAAGGGAAGUUUUUGAUCAAUUACCAAAUGAAAAGCUGCUAUGUUUUUUUAGUGAUGGCCCGAAUGUGAUGAAAAGUUUGGUCGCAAAAGUGAAGGCCCAAAUUCCUCAAAUAUUGGAUGUUUCGACUUGUAAUCUUCACAAGGUCCACAACAGCUUUUCAAAAGCUUUAACUGUUUUCGGGGGUGAUGUAGAACUAUUAAUUGUUGACUUGUAUUAUUUUUUUAAACAUUCGUCUGCCAAAAGUGCCGAUCUGAAAGAGCUGCAAGAGCAGUUAAGUGUGGCCGACAGAGUUCUUGUUCGACAUGUUAGUAGUCGUUGGCUUACUUUAGAGACAUCACUGAUCCGCUUCAUUGAUAUGUUUGAGUUGAUCAAUACUUUCUUUCGAAAAGGUCUAAGCUCAAAGAGUAGAGAUGGAGCUCGCUGUAAGCGAAUUAAACAAGCUUUACAUGACAAAUCGCUUUUACCAAAAGCCCUCUUUUUGAGAAAUGUUUCAGACAUUCUCAAUAGGUUUGUGGGUCUUUUCCAGACAGAAGCCCCUCUUAUCCAUAUUCUGUAUGAUGAGAUGGUAUCUUUAGUGAAGACUUUAUUAGGGCGCUUUCUGACUAAUUUGUUCUUCCAGAAUUUGCCAGGAACCGACUUGAAGGUAUUAGAUGUCAGCAAAGCUGAAUAUUGGAAGACUGCUUCAGCGAUCGACAUCGGUUUGGACACCCAAAAGGCAAUGGCAACAUUAUCUGAUGCAGAAAAGAAAUCAUUUUAUCUGGGUGCCAGAUCUUUUUAUCUAGCGUGCAGGAAGAAAUUGCUUAAAACCCUGCCACUUGACAACAGGUUAUUAUACCAUUUGCAAGUUUUACAUCCAGUAAUGAAAAUGGAGGAGACAUCCAUUCUGUCUAUAAAAUACUUGGCUUCAAAUACUUCAAUUGUAAAGCCUGAAGAGGUUUCUUUGUUAAAAGAUGAGUGGAUACGUAUUCAAGCUGAACCUGAAGAAGAGUCAAGUAUCCAGAUUCUUACAGAGUCAAGCAAUAGCAAUAAUUACAUACCAAUUGAUGUAUAUUGGAAAAAGUUUUUUGAUAAAAAAGACAAUUUGGGUAAUAAAAAAUACCCUUUUGUAACUAAGCUUUUCCAAGCUUUUUUAUGUGUGCCUCAUGGUAGUGCAGAUAUUGAAAGAGGCUUUAGCACGAACAAAAAGCUUCUUGACAAUAGAGGAACUUUAAAUUGCUAUAGUGUAAAUGGUUUGAGGCAAAUUAAUUCUCAUAUCACUAGGAUAGGCGGAAUAGAAAAAUUUAAAGUUAAUAGGGACAUUAUCAAAGCCGCACGUGCAGCUUACAAAAACUACACAACAAGAGUUCAGAAAGAAAAUGAAGGUGAGAAACGCUGUCGUGAAACUGAGAACUCGGUCACAGAACUGCAAGAAGCUGAGAAUAAAAUAAAACAGAAAUUAAAAGCUUCACAAGAACUGUUGGCCAGUGCAGAAAAAAAUAUUCAGGAUGGGAUAGAAAAAAAAGAUAUGGCUAUAAUAGAAGGUGGACAAAUUCUUUUAACCGAAGCUAAAUCUGGAAUUACUGCAAAUUUAGCAGAGUUGGAAAAUGUUCGAAAGCAACUUGCAAUGAAUCUGCCUAAAAAACUCAAAAAGUAG
This is a messenger RNA of Uloborus diversus, 2343 nucleotides long. RefSeq lists its product as uncharacterized. Lineage: Eukaryota; Metazoa; Arthropoda; Arachnida; Araneae; Uloboridae. Bases 1 to 2343 code for a protein of 780 amino acids. The record is from RefSeq and is a predicted model, not a curated record. The transcript has a single exon.